Messenger RNA from Passer domesticus (house sparrow), 894 nucleotides. RefSeq names its product gamma-aminobutyric acid type B receptor subunit 1-like. The transcript is spliced from 5 exons. The record is from RefSeq and is a predicted model, not a curated record. NCBI's taxonomy places the organism in Eukaryota, Metazoa, Chordata, Aves, Passeriformes, Passeridae. The coding region runs from base 394 to 894 and encodes 166 amino acids.
CCCACCCGCGGGUGAUUCCCGAGCCCGAGGCCCCUCCCGAAGCCGCCGGGACCCCCCAAAAACCCCAAAUUUUUUGGGCGGGAAACCCCGAAAUCCACCCCCGCCCCUCCCCCACCCUGGGAAAACCCCCAAAUUAAUUUUUAAAAUUAAUUUUAAUUUUUUUUUUUCCCCCGGCUUUUAAUUAAUUUAAUUUUUUUUUUUCGCAUCCUCGCCGCUCCAUCCCCGCCCCUCCCCCACCCGUGGGAAUAUCCCCGACCCCCCCCCCCCCCCAAAAAAAAUAAAAUUUUGGGGAGGGGUCCCGCCCCUCCCCCACUUUAAUUUUUUUAUUUUUUGGGGAAUUUUUGGGAUUUUUCCCGGAUUUUUGGAAGGGGAAUUUUGGGAAGAUCGAGCGAGAUGCCACCCCCGCUGCUGCCCCCCCUGCUGCUGCUGCUCCUCGCCGGCUCCGCCCGCGGCGCCGUCCACGUCAACCUCACCGAAGGCUGCCAGAUCAUCCACCCUCCGCGGGACGGGGGGAUCCGGUACCGGGGGCUGACGCCGGACGAGGUUCGGAGCGUCCGGUUCCUGCCCUUCGACUACGAGAUCGAGUACGUGUGCCGGCCCGAGCGCGAGAUCGUGGGGCCCAAGGUGCGCAAGUGCCAGCGCGACGGCACCUGGACGGCCAUGGGCCACCCCAGCCGCUGCCUGCGGACGUGUCCCAAGGUGCACCUGAGCCUGGAGAACGGGCAGGUGGCCGCGGGGGCCAUGGAGCGCGUCCCCGUGGAGGGCACCUGGGCCAGGUUCUCCUGCCAGCCCGGCUUCCGCCUGGUGGGCGCCGCGCGCAGCAACUGCACCAAGAGCGGCCGCUGGAGCGACCCCAAGCCCCAGUGCCUGCCUCACCGCCCCCUCCUCAGGUGA